Prunus armeniaca (apricot) is the source of this 369-nucleotide messenger RNA. NCBI's taxonomy places the organism in Eukaryota, Viridiplantae, Streptophyta, Magnoliopsida, Rosales, Rosaceae. The record is from the annotation of a GenBank genome assembly.
AUGCAACCUCGACAAUGGAUUAGCAUCACCACGAUCUGUGCAGCUCUCAUCCAAGCAUGCUUAACAGAAAACUCGCUCCCAGAGGCUGAUAAAAAUACCAGUUUGCCACAAACUGAUCCUGCUUCAAAGCCUCUUGUUCUUUGGUUUAAUGGAGGGCCUGGUUGUUCAUCUGUUGGAAUUGGAGCUUUCGGUGAGCAUGGACCUUUUAAGCCAAGUGGAGACAUUCUGCUCAAGAAUGAUUUUAGUUGGAACAGAGAAGCAAAUAUGCUGUAUUUGGAGUCACCAGCAGGAGUUGGCUUCUCCUACUCAGCUAACAAAUCAUUCUAUGAUUUCGUGAACGACGAAAUAAUAGGUUGUCACUUUAUAUGA